Messenger RNA from Exophiala oligosperma, 1755 nucleotides. RefSeq lists its product as uncharacterized. Gene Ontology annotation, molecular function: transmembrane transporter activity. The record is from RefSeq and is a predicted model, not a curated record. Bases 1 to 1755 code for a protein of 584 amino acids. Lineage: Eukaryota; Fungi; Ascomycota; Eurotiomycetes; Chaetothyriales; Herpotrichiellaceae. Gene Ontology annotation, biological process: transmembrane transport. The transcript is spliced from 7 exons.
AUGCUCAAGUUCGACGAAAAGGCCGAAGGGACGACCUCGACGCAACCCACGAGCCACCCUUCUGCAGUCUUCGAGACCCGGACAGGAGACUCGGGCGGUGAUGUUGAGAACACAACGAGAGACGUACGCUUGAAAGGUGUUGUGGAAGCGGAAGCAGUGAUUGCGAGCUGGACCACGCCGUUGUGUGUGCUGUUUUGUCUAAGCGGGCUUCUUUUGACAUUUUUCAACGCAUUAGAGUCACAGUCGCUGGGGCCGCUUCGCCCCUACGCCUUGAGUUCGUUCGACGCCCACGGCUUGACCGCUGCCACUUCGAUUGUCUCGAACAUAGUAGGGGGAGUGGCCAAAUUACCAUUCGCGAGGAUUACGGACAUAUGGGGCCGCGGUGUUGGCCUGACCGUCACUACCGUCUUCGAUGUUCUUGGUCUGCUCAUUGCUGCAGCCUGCACCGGUACAGUAGGGUUUUCCGUUGCACAAGUAUUCCAAACAGUUGGUAUCGAGGGAGUUGGGCUAGUCAUCAACGUGUUCGCUGCCGACAUAUCCAACGUGAAGUACCGGAGUUUGGUUUAUGCUGUACUUGGAUUGCCCCGUAUUGCGACGACAUUCGCCGGACCCGCUCUCGCGCAGCAAUUCUUGCAUCAUAGCACCUGGCGCUGGGGCUUUGGGACUUUCGCCGUACUCAUUCCCGUCAUGACCCUUCCGCUCUUAGUUGUUUACCUCUUCACUCUGCGAAAGGCAAGGGCAGAAGGCAGAGUUGCCCAAAAGACGCCUCGUAGCGGCAGCUGGUCACAAAAGCUUGUGCAAACACUUAUAGAAUGGGACGCGAUUGGUAUGGCUCUAUUGGUGGCAGGAUUCUCAUUCAUCCUGCUUCCUCUGGCCAUCGCAACCUAUCAAGCCCAUAAAUGGAGGUCUGCAGCCAUCAUUGUCCUCAUGGUACUGGGAGGGUUUAUCCUGGUUGCGUUUAUAUUUUGGGAACGCGUUGCGCCAUUCAAGAUUGUGUCCUACCAUGUUCUGAAAGAUAGGACUGUCCUAGGCGGGUGCGCAGUACUAUUUAUACAAUGGAUGGGUCUAAGAUGCUACGAGAGUUACUUCAGCUCCUAUCUACAAGUUGUCUACGACCAGAGUGUUGAAAACGCUGGUUAUAUCAACAACAUUUACAGUCUAGGGGCGUCCGUCUUCGGGCUUAUAGUCGCUUGUGGAAUCUCAUACUGGGGACGAGUGAAGUGGAUAGCGUUGGGCCUCCUUCCCAUCAAAGUGCUGGGGACAGGUCUGAUGAUCUACUUCCGAAACCAGACAAAAUACAUCGGAUACGUAGUGAUGACUCAAGUCUUCAUCUCGUUUGGUGAAGCAGGUCUGCUCCUGUGUUCGGAGAUGGCAAUACUUUCACGGGUCGAACAUGCCGACGCCGCAAUGAUCUGGGCGCUGAUGGCGCUCUUCGAAUCAAUCGGUGCAAGCGUUGGACUUUCGAUUUCCGGAGCCAUUUGGACAAAUACCCUCCCUGAAUACCUCGAAAAGUAUCUACCAGACAGUAGCAAAAGACAGGCAUCCCGCAUAUAUGGUUCUCUCCGCAAACAAUUGUCAUACCCCUGGGGAUCGGCAGAGCGUGAGGCCAUCAAUGCAGCAUAUGCCGUUGCGCAAGGAAGAAUCCUUAUUGCAGCGACGGCGAUAUUCUCGCUAACGGUGGUCUUUAUUUUGAUGUGGAAUAACGUAAAGGUCAACAGAGGGAGCAGAUGGCGCGGCUCUGCUGCAACGAGAUGA